Molecule: messenger RNA, 1123 nt
Organism: Paramecium octaurelia
Lineage: Eukaryota; Ciliophora; Oligohymenophorea; Peniculida; Parameciidae
Source: the annotation of a GenBank genome assembly
AUAUGAGUAAAGGUGACAAGUCUCAAAACAUUUUCGAUUAUAGGGCUGAAACUCUUGACUAUUGGAAACAAACUAUUGAAACGUUAUAACUAUCAAUGCAAUUCGAUGUAAAUAUCUUCAACCAAAAUAGGAAAAAUACAAAUUCAUAGCUCCAACACUUAUUGAACAUGUAUUAGCCACUCUUCAAUUAAUGAUUCAAGUAAAGGGUCAGUAUAGUGAAGACAGUUUCAUCAUUGCUCUCUCCAAAUACGCAGUAUUACAUUAAUCUAAUCUCAGGAAUUCUAACAAAAAAAUGUUAAGAAAUUUAUGACUUCAUUUGUCAAUUCAUUUCAAUUGUUACUUAAGGGAAAUCAAGAAAUCUGCUAUUUUACAAUCAUGUUGAGUCCUACUGAAUUAGUCAAAGCAAGCUCUGAUCAAUUCUCAUUUUACCUCAAGUUAAGAAAAUACAUCUAUGCCAACUUUAUUAACGAAAGAGAAACCAAAGUUAAACCAAUGAACUUUGGUAUAUUCUAUAAUUAUUUUAGAUUAAUGGGUUUCAGUGGUCUCUAAAUAAAUGGAUAAUUCUGCAAUCAGUCUUGUUGGAAAUAGAAUUAGAGAAGAAGCUGAUGAAAAAUCCAAAGAUAAAAUUCUUAAAAAUAAGUAACUAAUUAAAUUAUACUUAGUGUAAGGCCAUUUGAUCUACUAAUUUAUUGUUACGAGUUAUAAUCUUAAAGGCUGUAACAAUAACCAUAAUAAAGGUAAAUAGCUACAUUUUCACCUUCAUAACAAAAAGAUGAAGAAGUCCCCUAAAAAUCAACUGUUUAACCGGUGCAACAAUAACAAUAGUAAAAACAAAAAUAAUAAAAAUAAACUGAUCUCUAGGCAAAAAUGAGAGAAGUAGUCUUAAUACAUGAAAACCUUGCAUCUAACUAUAAUAAAUUAGCUAUUUUUGCUUAAUAAACAUAAGCAAAACUAUCAAAGGCAUUAAAUCAAGUAAUUAUUACAACUACUUUAGAUUAAACAAGGAUAAUAAUUAGAUGAAACUGAAAUACAAGAUCUACAAAAUAUAUUGAAGUUUAAGGAUUUCUUACAAACUGAUCCAGAAUUAACAUUAAGAAAUAGUGGAGUCUAUGAAUUCUUUUGA